AUGGCUGGAAAAAUAAGCAAUACGCCGGCAACAUACACACCGUCGCCAACGAGUCAAAACAAGAAGAGACCCUCCACUGUCACCGGCUCCGAUUGGGUCCGCCCAGACGGCCGUGGCCUCCACCAGUGUCGCCCUGCAUUUCUAAGGACUGGUGCGGUGAAUUCUGCUUCAGGAUCUGCUUACGCUGAGUUUGGAAAUACCAAGGUCAUUGUAUCUGUAUUUGGGCCACGGGAAAGUAAGAAAGCAAUGAUGUACAGUGACAUAGGCAGACUGAAUUGUAAUGUCAGUUAUACAAGCUUUGCUACUCCGAUUCGUGGACAGGCUUCAGAGGGUAAGGAUCUUUCCUCAAUGCUUCACAAAGCUUUGGAAGGUGCCAUCAUACUGGAAUCUUUCCCCAAGACAACUGUAGAUGUAUUUGCUUUGGUGUUGGAGUCUGGUGGAAGCGAUCUCCCAGUGGUUAUAUCAUGCGCCAGUCUUGCUCUAUCAGAUGCAGGGAUUAGGUUGUAUGACAUAGUUGCCUCUGUUUCUAUGUCAUGUCUGGGGAAGAACCUUGUCAUUGAUCCAGUGUCGGAAGAGGAAAGCUAUCAAGAUGGGAGCCUAAUGAUUACUUGCAUGCCAUCUCGUAAUGAAGUUACUCAGAUGACUGUAACAGGAGAAUGGUCGACCCCAAAGAUUCACGAGGCAAUGCAGUUAUGCCUCGAUGCUUGUUGGAAACUGGGGAAGAUCAUGAGAUCAUGCCUAAAAGAAGCUGUUUCUGCUCCAGAAGAAUAG
Molecule: messenger RNA, 771 nt
Organism: Fraxinus pennsylvanica
Lineage: Eukaryota; Viridiplantae; Streptophyta; Magnoliopsida; Lamiales; Oleaceae
Source: the annotation of a GenBank genome assembly